AUGACAACUAAACAAGAAAUACAAUGGAAAGAAAUUCUUCAAAGAAAACAAUCUAUAAUAAAUAAUAAACAAAUAUUUCUUUAUAAUAUUUUAAUAAGUUGUUAUAUGAAAAACCGUUUAAAUAUUCUUUUAACAAAUAUCGAUUUAAAAAAUAAAAAUUUAACUAAAAAUACAUUUCAAUAUGAUGAUUAUAUAUAUAAAAAUUCUUUAAUUACACAUAUUUGUUUAUCAAAUAUAUGGAUUAAAAGACGUGAAUAUUUAAUUGAUGAUGCAUUAAUUUACCUUUUAAGUGAAUUUCAAAUAAUUGAAUGUUUAACACGUAAAAGACAAUUAUUUAUACAAUUAUGUGGUACACGUGAAACAUUUUUUAAUAUACCUUAUUAUAUAACAAGAAAUUUAAAAGAAAAACAACGAAAUAAUUUAAGAUUAGAUAAAUUUAAUAGAAGAAAACGUACAGUACAAUUUCAUUUGCAUGCAACUAAACAAGGACAACAAGCACAUUUAACUGAUUUAUAUGAAGUAUUAAUUGCUAAAAAUAUGAUACAAUAUCAUAUAUCGAAAUAUGAACGAUUUGAUAUUCAUCAUCCAAUUGAAAAAUUAUAUAAUGGGCAAUUAUUUGUUGAUUCUUUAUUUGAAUCAAAUUUUAGUAAAACAUUUUUUAGUCAUCGACCAAAAGAAGAAGUGGAACAAAUUCGUGAAAAUCUAAAACCAAUAUUUGAAAAAUUUCAAUUAAAUCAUCAUCAAUUUUUUCUUCGACGUCGAUCACGGUUACCAUUGUCAUUUACAAAUCAUCAUGUUCCUGAACCAACUGCUACACUUGAUCAAUUAACUCCCUUAACAACACCAAUUUCUUCUAUAAAAAAUUUUAUUCGUAUUUGGUUAAAAAAUAUUUUACCAAUAGAAUUAUUUGGUUCAAAAUAUAAUCAUAAAUUAUUUAUAUAUAAAAUGUGUUUUCUUAUUGAAUUACCACGAAUUCAAGAAUAUUCAUUAGGUGAUGCUGUACGAAAGCUAAAAUUUAAACAUUUUCAAUGGUCAAAUAUUCAAAUGCUAAAUUCAUUAUCACUUAUAUGUCAAUUAUAUAAUUGUCAUUUAAUUCAUUUUCUUAUACAAUAUGUUCUUAUAUUAGUUCGUUCAUAUUUUUAUGUUACAGAAGCAUCAUCACCAUCUCAUCAACUUGAACUUAUUUUCUAUCGACAUAAAAUUUGGUAUGCUAUACAACAAAAAUCUCGUAAAGAAUUAUUUUAUAAAUCUUGUUGUCCAAAUGUUGAACAAGAAAAUGUUAAUAAUGAUGAUUGUAUACGUUAUUUAUGGAAAAUACGGUUUGUACCUAAAAUAACAAAUGUACGUUAUUUAGCAUGUGCACAAAUAGAAUUUAAUACUAGAGAAAAUAUAAAUCAUUUAAAAUAUACGAAUGAAGCAUUAAAAUAUCUUCGAAGACAUAAUAGACAUUUAAUGGGUAUAUCUACAUUUAAUCGUGUUGAAAUGCAUCGACGAUGGCAAGAUUAUUGUCGAAUUGCACCAAAAAUAGAUGACGAAAGCAUGACUUAUUUUUUGAGAAGUGAUCUUUCGAAUUUUUAUGAUUCAGUUAAUCUUGAUUAUCUUGAUAAAGUGAUUGAAUUUCUUGACAAUUGUGAAUUUAAUUAUGAUUUAUAUAUUCACACAAUAUAUAAAUCUCAAUAUCGUAAUGGACGUUUUAUUCGUCGAAAAACAAUUUAUUGGGUAGGAAAAGAAAAUGAACAAAUGUUUGAAAUAAUGACUGAUGCUACAAAACGUGUAAGUAAUGGAACAUUUCAUGAUAUGAUUAUUCAUGAUGUUCAUGUUGAAAUUUAUAAUAAAGAAAAAUUACUUAAAUAUAUUCGUGCUCAAUUAUUCAAUUCAUAUCUUUAUACAAUGCAUCCAAAAAAAUUGCCAAUUAAAACAUUUCGUCGUAUAAUUGGUAUUAAUCAUGGUUUACGAAUAGCUUCAAUGCUUGGACAAAUAUAUUUAAAUAAAAUUGAUCAUGAUAUUGAUUUUAGUCCUAUAUCAGAUGAAUUUGCUGUACGUCAUGAAGAUGAUUUAUUAAUUAUAUCACCACAUCGUUAUCGUCUACGUCGUAUUAAAUUAAAUAUAACUAAAAGACUAAUUGAAUUACAUCAUAUAAAUAAUUCAUUAACAAAUUCAUUAAAAACAAAAACAAAUAUACGUCAUAGAACAAUGAAAAAAUUUCGUCCUGUUGAAUAUUGGGGUUCACUUGUUGAUAUAAAAUCACGUGAAAUACUUGUUACAUUAAAUCAAAACGAAAAUAUUGAAAAAAAAAUUAAUCAAUUAACUAUAAAAAUAACACGUGAAACAGGUUAUCAUUUACGUCAUUCAUUAAUUAAUGCAUUAUAUUUACGUUCACAUUCAUAUUAUUUUGAUCGUUUAUAUACAUCAGAUCAAACAUUAAUAAGAAAUUUUUAUUAUUUAUCAUGUUAUUUUCUUAAACGUUUACAUUCAAUGUGUUAUCGUUUUGCACAAUUUUACUCAAAUAAAUAUAUACAAUCAAAAAGUUUAUUUCUAUUUCGUACAAUGCGUUCAGGUUUACGUAUGUUGAUUAAGAAAACAUUUAAUUAUAAUAAAAAAUCUAUUAAAUUACUUGAUCAAUGUAAAUAUAUAUUUUUUCUAUCAUGUAUUCGUUUAAUUAAACAAAAUAAACAUCUAUUCCAAAGUAAUAUUAUUAUAACAAGAUGUUUACAUAUGAUUCGAAAAUUAAAAUAUUUAAAUAAGCAAAGAAAAAUUGAUGUGAAAAAAGUUAUUGGAUCUGAAUAA
Rotaria sp. Silwood2 is the source of this 2787-nucleotide messenger RNA. The record is from the annotation of a GenBank genome assembly. NCBI's taxonomy places the organism in Eukaryota, Metazoa, Rotifera, Eurotatoria, Philodinida, Philodinidae.